Entrophospora candida is the source of this 1974-nucleotide messenger RNA. The record is from the annotation of a GenBank genome assembly. Lineage: Eukaryota; Fungi; Glomeromycota; Glomeromycetes; Entrophosporales; Entrophosporaceae.
GUACACAUUUUCAAGAUGAUACUUUUCCACCUAAUGAUUCUUCAAUCUGGAAAUCAAGGCUAAAUCUUUCAAAAUCGACUCAUCAACCAAUAGAAUGGAAAAGAUGUAAGCUUUCAAAAAAUCCACAUUUAUUUAUCCUCGACAAUGGAAAAUUAAAUACUGAUGUAUUAAAUAAUAACAUCAAUAGUUCUUGGUUAGUAUCGGCAUUGGGUGUUUUAGCUGCUCAUCCAAAUUUACUUCAUAAAGUUGUACCUAAUUGGAUUGAUCAAGAUUGGUGUCAUAGUGACGAACCUGGAAAACAAUUGGGUGUAUAUAAUUUUCGAGAUACUGAACGCCAUCCAGUAGUUGUAGAUGAUUAUCUUCCCACAAGAAAUAAUCAUCUAAUAUUUUCUCGUUCUAAAAACCCAAAUGAGAUGUGGUGUUCUCUUUUAGAGAAAGCUUAUGCAAAACUAUGUAAAUGUUAUGAGGCAUUAGAAGCAGGAUCUGCUUCAGAUGCAUUAGUUGAUUUGACUGGAACUGUUCCUGAAACAAUUGAAUUAAAAUCUGAUAUUGAUGAUGAUUGCCAUGAUGAUGUUUUAAAACAAAUGGGUGAUAAAAAAUUCAUAGCAAUGUUGCAACUUGCUAAUAACACAGGUGCAUUAAUGAGUUGUUCUAUUAAUGCUCUUGAGGGUGAAAGAAAGCAAGAAAGAUUACCAAACGGAUUAGUGAUUGGGCAUGUGUAUGGAAUUACAGGAAUGGCAAAUAUAAAACCAAGUAUUUUUAAAAGAAAUAAAGAAAUUGUUCUUAUAAAAUUACAUAACCCAUGGGGUGAAGUUGAAUGGAAUGGUAGAUGGUCUGAUAAUUCAUCAGAGUGGCAAAAAAUUAGUAUUUCAAAAAGAAAUAAAUUAGGCUUUAAAAUAGCAGAAGAUGGCGAUUUUUGGAUGUCAUUUGAAGAUUUUACAAAAAAUUUUUCUACAUUAGUAAUUUGUCGUCAUCUCAAUACAUCAUGGUUUACAUUAGGGAAACGUUGGUAUGGUACAAUAUUGCAUGGUAGAUGGUCAAUUAAGAAUAAAACAGCUGGUGGAUGUAUAAAUAACAUAAAUACUUUUUAUGAAAAUCCACAAACAGAAAAGGUUACAAUAGGUUUUAUUUGUCUUAAAAUUGAAGAGAAUCGUAAAUAUCGAAUUCAUAAGUCAACAUAUGAAACUGUAGGCUCUGUAACUUACAAAAAUGUGCGUGAAGUUACAACAAGGAUGACACUUAAUAGUGGACAUUAUGUUUUAAUACCAUCAACUUUUAAUAAUGGAAAAGAGGCAUCCUAUUUCCUAAGAAUAUUCUCUACAAGACCAAUAAAAAUUAGACAAUUAAUUAAAGAUGUACCUCCCAAAAAAUGGUAUGAUCCUAUUAUAUAUUUUGGGAAAUCAUAUUAUGUUGGAAUGGUGAGAAUACAAAUCAUUAAAGGAGAUUUUAAGAGGGAAGUUAAUAAAGGUUAUGUUAGACUAUCUUUUUUUGAUCUAAAGUCUAGGGUUUCCAAAUGUUAUGAAACUAGACACUUUAAAAAAUCAUAUGAUCCAGAAAUUAAAACUGAAUAUAUAUUUUAUGUAAGAGACCCACAAACAGCAGGGUUUUUACUUCAACUAUAUCAAUCAAGAGCGUUUAAAAAAGAUGAAAUGUUGGGAGAGAUGAGAUUAGGAAUAGAUAAUUAUUCAAAAAUGGAUAAAAUAGGUAAAACAUGGGAAGUAACUAAAACACUAACAAAAGUAGUUCGUUUACCAAAUCCAAUUGGUAUUUUUACAAGUCAAGAGGUAGAAGCUACACAAGAAGCCAAGAAUACAAAUCAACAAAUUAAUUCAGUAAAUGAUUAUAACAAUUAUAAAAGUCAGAGUCAAAAUAAUAAGAAAUAUAUGAUUGGUGGUUUUCCUGUUUCAAAAAAAAACAAUGAAGUUAUUAGUGGUGAAAAUAUUUUAAUUCCACAAGUUGUUGAUUCUGGAAUUG